Rasamsonia emersonii CBS 393.64 is the source of this 7299-nucleotide messenger RNA. Its product is annotated as Eukaryotic translation initiation factor 3 subunit CLU1/TIF31. The coding region runs from base 1 to 7299 and encodes 2432 amino acids. Gene Ontology annotation, biological process: intracellular distribution of mitochondria. Gene Ontology annotation, molecular function: protein binding; mRNA binding. The record is from RefSeq and is a predicted model, not a curated record. NCBI's taxonomy places the organism in Eukaryota, Fungi, Ascomycota, Eurotiomycetes, Eurotiales, Trichocomaceae. The transcript has 10 exons. Gene Ontology annotation, cellular component: cytoplasm.
AUGCCGUACAGCACAGCUGGCGUUCCCGGGGCAGUCGGAGGACGUCAUGUGGAGAUCCACGGCUCGAGUCCUUUGCCCCGACCAGUAGCCGCCCGAGGACUUCCGAUACAUUUCCCGGCCCGCGUCCGCGAAAUUUUUCUCUUGAACCUGGUUACAAUCUCCAGAACUUCGCCCGUGCCUUUAUUCUUAUUUUCUUUCUUUCUCGUCGUGCUGAAUUCCUGGGGUCCGGGGGGAUUGGUUUCCUUUCGAUUACCUAUCUUUGUUCUGCAUUCCUCCGUGCGCCCGUUCGCCAAUUCCUCUGGUUCGCUGCCUCGGAUUGUUUCCCCAGCUCUAAUGGAGUCACGCAAUGGAGAAUUGGAGCACUCGAAAGAGGCUCCCCAAUCCCAGCCAGAAGAGAAGCUCACGAAUGGAGAUCAUGCCGAGGAAGGGCGUGAGGAGGACCAAAAUGGAGGAGGGGUCUUUCAGAUUUCCGUGAAGCUUCCCCAUGAGCCUUACAAGAUCCAGGUGAUGGUAUCAAGCCAGGAACAGGUUCAGGAUGUCCGCCAGUCCAUCGUCGAACUGCCUGGCACGUUCCAAUACACUUGCUUCCAUCUGGAAUUCAACGGGCAACGUAUCAACGACUUCGUUGAGUUGUCUGAAGUGAAGGGCCUCAAGGCAGACUCGGAGAUAGUUUUGGUGGAGGAUCCAUACACCGAAAAGGAGGCUCGGAUGCAUGUUAUCCGGAUCAGAGAGCUAAUCGGCGCGGCCGGCGACCGAGUGGACAACCUGCAUGGCAUCUCUGCUGGCUUGUCGCUCCACGACUCGGUCGCGAGCGAAGAGGCCAAUGGCAAGGAGCAUCCUCUUGCCGGCUAUGAUGUGAACGCUCCCGGUUCUCUAGACACGAUCCUGCCACGUGCCCAGACUCCGCCUCCCAAGACUGUCAAGUCCAUAUCUCUUUCUCCUUGGAACCCCCCGCCAUACCACCUCCGUCAGAAAGGCCAUCUCCUAUAUCUGCAGGUGACCACGAACGAAGGGGAGCAAUUCCAAAUCACUUCCCACGUUUCGGGCUUUUACGUCAAUAAAUGCUCGAACAGCAAAUUCGACCCUUUCCCCCGCCCACCUCCCAAGAACUACAGUGCCCAUUCCCUGCUCAACUUGAUCGCUCAGCUGUCACCCUCCUUUAACAGCGCAUUCCGGGCAUUGCAGGAGUCGAACAACAAGCGCGAUCUCCUCACGACCUUCCCUUUCCAAAAUGCUAUACCCAACAGCCCCUGGUUGGUACCACAGACUGCAUCUGCGCUGCAAACCCAUCAGCCUGAUGUCGCUCGAUCCCAAGAGAAUUUCUUAAUAUCAGGCGUGGAUAACUCGGAGACCCUCCGUGACUGGAACGAGGAGUUCCAAACCACCAGGGAGCUGCCUCGCGAUGCUGUUCAGGACCGAGUUUUCCGGGAGCGGCUGACGUCGAAGCUGUUUGCUGAUUAUAAUGAUGCUGCUGCGCGAGGCGCUGUGUUGGUGGCGAGGGGUGAGGUCGCCCCGUUGAAUCCCACCGAGGGCAGAGACGCCCAGAUUUUUGUGUAUAAUAACAUCUUCUACUCUUUCGGUGCGGACGGUGUGGGAACGUUCGCUUCGGAAGGCGGCGACGAAGCUGCUCGCGUGGCUGUUGGGAAAGAUGUCCUUGGUAUCAAGGCAGUCAAUCAGCUCGAUAUCCCGGGCCUUUUCACCCCAGGAACCGUUGUGGUUGACUACCUCGGGAAGCGCAUAGUGGGCCAGAGUAUCGUGCCUGGUAUCUUCAAGCAACGGGAGCCUGGGGAGCACCAGAUUGACUACGGUGGUGUCGAAGGCAAAGAGGUCGUGGCCGAGCACCCUGACUUUGUCCCUGUAUUUGAGAAGCUUUCUAAGGCUCUGCGGGUGAAGAAGCACCCUGUCUGGGAUAAAGAGGGUAAACGCCAUGAUCUUGAGGGCAGUGUCGAGACGAAAGGAUUGCUAGGAACGGACGGCCGGAAAUAUGUCCUGGACUUGUACCGUAUCACCCCUCUCGAUGUGCUGUGGCAAGAAGAUGAGGGGAAUGAAAACUACCCCCAUCGCAUGUCGGUUCUUCGCCUCGAGUUGGUUGAAUCGUACUGGAGGUACAAGAUGAGCCAGUACGUCCGGGAGGAAGUCGAGCGGCGUCGAAAGAAGAAGGCUGAAGAGAAAGCCGCGACGAACGAAGACAAGCCAGAAGAUGGCGAGUCCAAAGACCAGGCUGCCGAGAAGAGCGAGGAAGCACUUGAGCAGGAGAGAAUUGAUAUCUCUGGUUUCAACCUUGCGCUCAACCCCGAUGUCUUCAGUGGCCAGGUUCCCCAGACCGAGGAAGAAAAGGCGGAGUGGGCGCAGGAUGAGAAAGAAGUUCGCAGUGCUUGUGACUACCUGAGGUCCAAGGUUCUUCCCGAGCUGAUCCAGGACCUCCAUGACGGAGAUGUCGGCUUCCCAAUGGAUGGACAGUCUCUCAGCCAACUCCUUCACAAGCGUGGUAUUAACAUCCGAUACCUGGGUAGAUUGGCGGAGAUGUCCCGGGAGAAGGGCCACCGGCUGCACGCUUUAACCGUUCUGGUGAUCCAGGAAAUGAUUGCUCGUGCAUUCAAGCAUAUCGCGAACCGUUACCUUCGCCACUUGCCUCAUCCUUUUGCAGCUUCCUGCAUUUCUCACCUGCUGAACUGUCUUCUUGGAACGGAAGUUAAUCCAAAGCCACAGCCAGACAUUGACGAAUCUCUUCGGGCGAUCUAUCCCGAAAGCGAUUUCUCUUUUGAAACUGUUGACCCGGAAACUCUCAGGGCAGAGAUUGAGAAGCAGGUCAAGAUCAGAUAUCGAUUCACACUUGACUCUGACUGGAGCAGCUCUUUGAGGCACUUGCAACUGCUCCGUGACAUUGCCAUCAAACUUGGCCUUCAGCUGGGCGCUCGGGAAUUUGUGUUCAAGCCCCAGACCCCGGAACCCUCUGCAACUGAGAAUGGUGUUAACGGAACUGGCCAUGAGGAGACAAGCAAGAAGAAGAAGAGGAAGGCGGGCGAGAAGGCGGGUGAUAACGCUUCCCCGACUCGCACGGCGGCUGCUAAACCUGCCACCACAUUUGUGCCAGAUGAUAUCGUGAACAUCGUUCCCUUGGUCAAGGAUGCUGCGCCGAGAAGCGCUCUUGCCGAGGAGGCUCUGGAAGCGGGACGUAUCUCUUUGAUGCAGAACCAGAAGCAACUUGGCCAAGAGCUCAUCUUGGAAUCCCUGUCCUUGCACGAGCAAAUUUACGGUAUUCUCCAUCCGGAAGUUGCCAAGCUGUACCAUCAGCUCUCGAUGCUGUACUAUCAAACGGAUGAAAAGGAUGCUGCCGUGGAACUGGCCCGGAAGGCGGUCAUUGUCACUGAACGCACAUUGGGUGUCGACUCGGCAGACACUAUCCUGAGCUAUCUCAAUCUCAGCCUCUUCGAGCACGCUACAGGAAAUACUAAGAUGGCGUUGGUCUACGUCAAGCAUGCCAUGGAUCUCUGGAAGAUUAUCUAUGGGCCCAACCACCCCGAUUCCAUCACCACCAUGAACAACGCUGCUGUCAUGCUGCAACACCUCAAGCAGUAUCCAGACUCCCGCAAGUGGUUCGAGUAUUCUCUUGCUGUUUGCGAGGAACUCUUUGGAAGGCAGUCAGUCAACACGGCAACAAUCUUGUUCCAGCUUGCCCAAGCGCUGGCCCUGGACCAGGACUCCAAGGGUGCUGUGAACCGCAUGCGUGACGCCUACAACAUCUUCCUGAACGAGCUUGGACCGAAUGACCGCAACACUAAGGAAGCUGAAAGCUGGCUCGAGCAGCUCACUCAGAAUGCCGUCUCUAUCGCGAAGCAUGCCAAGGACAUCCAGGCUCGCAGACUCCGGAGGGCCAAUCUCAGCACGCGUGUUUCGCUGGGGACCAGGCCUCAGCCCCAGGUUGGCCAGUCGGCACAAGGAGGUGCCAACGGGAAGGACACGAACAACAAUGCCCCGCAAUUAGAUACCCGAAGCAUCGACGAACUGCUGAAGUUCAUUGAGGGAGGCGACUCCAGCACUCCACGGAAACAGAAGAAACGUGGCACUGCAAAUCCGAAACUCAGGGGCUCCAAGCAGUCGUCGGCUAAUGAAAUCUUAUAUGCAUGGCGUGAUUUGAUUCCUGGCGGGUUAGAUGACCACGGUCGGCUGGACGCGGGGAAUGUAUACUAUAUUCGUCACGUGUUUCUUGAUUCGACAUUCUUGGAAUUGAUUUUCAGGACCUCUCGAGGACACGGCACGGCAGGUACCCGAAUCCCUGUGGCGCAUGAACCAAUCGGCAGGCGCGAUCCGCCGGAGAAGCUCCAUUGGCUCCCGUCGCAUGUUUACAUUUCCAAGAGAUACUACUCGCAUACCAAUCCCAAUAACGAGCCACUCCUGGCGGCGUCGCGCCUGGAAGCUGUUUUUGUUAACGAUGGACCUUCGCGCCACUUCCCCUGCUUGAUCUCUCCCGACAUGGAUGAUGUUUACGCGACAGCGAGAUGGGGCAAUCGGGUGUUACGACCGUUGACCUCGCUCUACCAUCGUCUCGGAAAAUAUCGAGAGAUCCAGUCGCUUGAUUUAUCUCAGCAGAAAUCGAACGACGAGCUCGAUACGCGUACGGCGCCUGGUCGCGCAUUGCCUAGGAGAACGGAUAAUCGCGACAUUUUCUCUGAUUCCGAAUGCGGCGGCGACGAUCCAUCAUGGGUGCCGGGGAAAACGGACAACAAGCGACGCAUCAAACACAAGUAUGUUAUCCGUGGAGAGAAGAAUCGAGGCAGACGCCGCAUCAGGUCGGUCCUGCGCAGUCCCGAAGUGCAAAAAACGUUGCCCGGUGCGAUCGAGAUCGCUACGCCAUUGAUCACGGGAAAGACAACGGAUAAGCUGGCGCAGAUAAGGGAAGAGGUUGAGUCGGAACGUUCUCAACGAGCAGAAAGUGGGAGGAGCCUGUCUCUUUCUCCUGACCGAUCACAGCAACUAAAAGUGUCAGAGAAGAGGAGCAGGCUACUGAAACAGUCUAGGUUCUUUCAACAUGACAGUCUGUGGAAGGCAUCAUUGGACUCAUCAAACGAUGCUAAUUACAUCGAUAUUGUUCGCCGCCUCGACCGCAUGUUUCUUAAUUUUUUGGAAAAGACGCGUCUCUCGGAUUCUCAUCAUGCUAGCGGCAAGGCUCGGUCACUUUUGUCGACUGUGAUGCGCCGUCUUCCAGAAUUCAUAGCCGAGGAACAGAGGCUGCAUGAUGAAUCGGACGGCGAGGAGGAGGUAGACAUGGCGGACGCAUACUUCACGGAGCUGGAGUUGGCCUACGGUUCCAGUACUAAGGGGUGGCUGCCACUUCGCGAAGCUGUGCGCGCCCAAGGGAUCUACCUGGUUUCGGACAUGAUCAAGGAAAGAUGGGUCACUCAUCUUACAGCAUUGAGUCUAAUAGAAAAGUGUAUACACGCUGGAGAGUAUGACGCUGUCGAGACGCUCCUGUCAAACCAGCUGCAUGCGAUCAAUCACUACGGUUAUCCGGAUGCAUUCGAUCCUUGGAGAUCAGUUGAGUUGGGCCGCGAUCCAGUGAAGAUUUUGCAUAACUAUUGGAUAUCAUCUCGACAUAACUCAUAUGUUUUUGACGAGCUGGGUAAACUGCUGCUCCGUGGAGCGAUCCCUCCGGAGUGGAUGGUGACGACUCCUUGGAAGAGCUGCAUGGCUUCUGCGACCAGCUCGCUGUCAAAAGACGAUCAGGAUUCCGCAGCAGCAACACGGCUGAUCGAAGCGGUGAUUCUUUCAGCGUGUGGCAUUUACGAAAAGAUGGGUACUUCGGCGAUAGGGACGCGUCCGCAUUCUCGUCGCCAUUCCGCCCAGCGAGACACUCGUUCUGCUGCAUCAACGGGAUAUGACCCUCAGGCUGGCCAUGUACCGUGCCCCGUAUACAUACAGGACGCUCUCAGUAAUCUGAUUGCUAGUCUUAUCACCGCCCUCUGUGGCAUGCACUUUGUUCGGGCUGAUGAUCCUUCAGCGGAUGAGGCUCGGUUCAGUGCGAGAAUGGGGAACCUGCUCAAAGGAUUGGCCCUCAUGGUUCAGCGUGAAAUCGAACUUCGACCUCCUGGUCGCAAGGACAACAUUCCGAUAUUUCACUCUCUUCGAAGAGGCUAUGUUCUUCUGGGGAGCUACCUGUUACUAUGUGGCCCUCUCAGCCAGCAAUCGGGCCCUCAGAGUUCGGAUAUUAUUAUCACAGAGCGUCUGGGUUCUUUCCUCUGGUCCCUGUGCGGCCAGGCGGAAAUAAUCAAGGAGCUGUCAGCUCUAGUCGGCCAGGUUGUACGCUGCUGCGAAAGAGGGGGCGAACGAGAGCAAAGCCAUAGAACUCGACAGUUUUGUUCGAAGUUUCUGCAGUUCGAGCCGCAUGGCAGGGACAAUCUUUCGUUGUUCCUGGGUAAGAUUGCGGUUGAAGUUGCGAUGUAUUUUGCGCAGUUGACCCAGGAUCCAGACGAUCAUGCAUGGGCCGCGGACGUACAGGAGACGGUCGCCGCUGCCCAGCGUCGUUCUUCUUUCUGUGACAGUGACGAUUCCAAUUCUCACACUACGGAUCACGAUGUGCGGCCCUUUAGAUGGGAAGAAAGUAUCGGCGAAUGGGUUGCGAGCACACCUGUCCGAACCAAAGUUGCGCAGUCGAACGUCCUGCCGAAGCCAAUGGUCAUAGUCCCCGACCCAUUGUCGUCUCCUGGUCAGCCGUCCAGCACCAGUGAAGAAGAGUCUUCUUCAUCUGAGGAUCACGUCUCCAGCAUCACCUCGUCCGUUCCUUCUUCAACUUUAAAGAGGACUGAGCGCGAUUGCGACACGCCCACUCGAAUGCAGAAAAGAGCUCGAGGCAUGUCCGGAACGCGAUCCCAACAAUCUCCCCAGUUGGUACGGGAGCCUGGCUGCGUACCGGAUUUUCCUGGUGAUAGAGCAGAGCGUAGAACUCACGUGCCGGACUCGGUAUGCAGUGAUGAUUCUUUCGACGAAUUGACGACGUCUAGCGUUCCGACCAGGCCCUGCCUCGACCAGAGCUCGUCAGGCGAAAAGACGUCCAACCUGUUUCUGGGCCAGGAACCGGACUCCCGUCGGAGUUCAAACGUUGCGGUGGUUAUCGUCAACCCCAACGGAUCUGACUUGGCACCAGCGCCAGCAACAGAUCGUCGUGGGCGUAGCCACUCUCACAGCCAGGCGCCUGUCAAGCCACCCAGGACAGUGAUGGCCCCCAGGUUACCACAGCACCGAGCUCUCGUGAUCCCCUGUUCUGAAGACGAAGAGAGUGAGGACGAGCUUAGUUUUCUUUGA